UUAAUUGAAAUACAUUAAAACGUAUAUACAUAUGAUUCUGGUCAUCUGAAGGACAUAACAGCCAAAGACAACAAAGACAAUAACAUAUACGCAUGGCUUAUUCAAACUAAUGACCCCCUGCUGCUCUUCCAUCACUCCUUAUUGGGAGAAAAUCCAAAGUAGCUAGGAUACCAAAUAGAAUUGUAUGGAAAAUAGUACAUUAUUUGUUAAUACGUAGAUGAAUCAGACGAGUUUGUCGAAAUUUAAAAUAUUUAGAAAUAAGUCAACUGCACAUAUUUGCCAUUUGACUUGUCGCAGUCGUCUUUCACUAACAAACACUCUGAAUGUUCCUUUCUCCGGUGCUUCCUAGCAACUACUACAACAAUGAUCAUAGUAGGUGAAAAAAAAAAAUGAUCAGAAUAAGUCUUCACAACUUCACUGAUUUGCAGUUUCUCACCGCAAAGCAUGACGUUCCUCGGUAUCACCUCCUUAACACUCUUCCUCCUUUCCCCCAUCUUCACACACCUCAAAGCAUACAACCCAGUGGACUGUUUCACCAUCAGUUGUGGCACCACCACAGUUUCCCUGCCAACCGAUCUGUAUUACAUGUCAGCAAUUGACACUGUAUUCACGCUUGUGGGACACGACAUGCUGUUCAGCAUUGAAAGCAUUGCUGCACUGGAGACGGUGUAUAGAAUUCAAGUCCGAGGGCACGAAAUCUCUCCACAAAGCGACACCGGUUUGUUCAGGAAAUGGGCUGCUAACACGGAUGGUAAGAUGAACAUAACCGUGAAUCCUGAUCAUGUGGCGCCCAAGGAACUGUACAGAACAGCCCAUAACAUGGGCACAAACACCACUCUGAACAUAAUCAGCAACCUGACUUGGGAGUUUCCCGUUGAUGCUGGCUUCACUUACGUGCUCAGGUUUCACUUUUGGGAGCUUGACCCCAAUCUUGAUAUAGACGGUGACAGGGUGUUCUUCAUUUACAUAGCAAGCCACUUGGUUGAUGAUCGCGCUGAUGUUAUGAGAUGGACACAGAAACAGAAAAGGUUUCUCCGCAAUAAUACUCAGAAAAAGGUGUACAAGGGCUACUUUGAAGGCGGUUUCACCCCAGUCACUAUCAAACACCUCAAACUAGAUUCACAGCAGGGUGCAAAUGAUAUCAUGAACAAGAUUGAGAUGCUCUCACAGCUCUGCCACCUUCAUCUUGUGUUCCUCAUCGGGUACUGCAAUGAGAACUAUGAAAUGAUCCUUGACUAUGAUUUCAUGGCGUGUGACACCAAUAACGCACAUCUCUUGUGGAAGCAACGCUUGCAGAUUUGCAUCGGCAUCACAUGCAGGCUGCAUUAUCUCCACACAGGUGCGAAGCACACAAUCAUCCACCAUGACUUGAAAACCACCAACAUCCUGUUGGAUGAUAAUGUCUCACCGAAAACCAUGAGGUUCCUCAGUAUCAACUCUGUAGCAUUAUUCCUCUUUCUCCUCUUCUCCACACACAUCCAAGCGUACACUCCGGAAGACAACUUCAGCAUCAGUUGCGGCACCACCGGGACAUCCUUCGACGGUGAAAGGACAUGGACAGGGGACAUACACAAAAAGUACUUAUCUGGUGGUCAAGAUGACACCGUUUCAACUGAAGCAACAACACAAUCUCCUUCUGUCAAACAAGUCCCCUACACCUCAGUACGCUUGUCUCGUUCUCAAUUCAAUUACUCCUUCCCCGUCACCGCUGGCCCCAAAUUUGUUCGCCUCUUCUUCUAUCCUGCCGACUACCCCUCCUUUCCUCGCACUGAUGCCUCUUUCACCGUUCAAUCCAACCAAUUCACCCUCUUAAAAGGUUUUAACACCUCUCUAAAUGCGGAUGCAGGAAAAACGGAAACCAUCUUCGGAGAAUAUGUGGUCAACGUCAACGAUGGUGGGAUUCUGCUCCUUAGCUUCACUCCGUCGAAACCAUACUCCUACGCUUUCAUCAAUGGAAUUGAGGUACUUUCCAUGCCAACUGAUCUUUAUUACACAUCAGCGACAGUGGAUGCAGUUGGAUUCAAGUUCGUGGGAAGAAACAUGCAGUACACCCUCAGAACCAGCUUUGCCUUGCAAACAGAGUAUAGAAUCAAAGCCGGAGGGCAAGAAAUCUCUGCACAAAACGACACCGGUUUGUUGAGGAAAUGGGCUGGUGAUGAACAAGAUUAUUUAAUUAAGCAAAAUCCAGAGAAUAAUGAUCUACCAGCUAACACGGAUGGAAAGAUGAACAUAACGGUGAAUCCUGAUCAUGUGGCACCCAAGGAACUAUACAGAACAGCGCGUAACAUGGGCACAAACACCACUCUGAACAUAAUCAGCAACCUGACUUGGGAGUUCCCCGUUGACUCUGGUUUUACUUACAUGAUCAGGCUCCACUUUUGCGAGCUCGAUCCAAAUAUUAGUGACAUCAAGGACAGGGUGUUCUUAAUUUACAUAGCGAGCCAGUUGGCAGAAGACAAUGCUGAUGUUAUGGAAUGGACCCAGAAACAGAAAGGUCUCCCUGUGCAUCAAAACUAUGCGGUUUUGAUUCCCAAGAAUAAUAAUCAGAAAAAGGUUAAUCUGUUGCUCCAAAUGCAUCCUCAAACUGAUGAUAAAACAUUAUAUAGAGAUGCGUUCUUGAACGGUCUCGAGAUAUUCAAAAUCAGCGAAGCCAAGUCAAACAACCUUGCUGGACCUAAUCCAGACCCAGUUCUGACUCCACACAACAACAUACCCGCCCCAAAGGGAAACAGCAGCAGCGGGAGCCAAAUGACCAUAAUUGGUGUCAUUGCAGGGUUGGUAUCUGGGGUUGUUUUGAUAUCCGUUGUCAUUCUUUUUGUUGUAAUUUUGUGGCGCAAGAGAACCACUGCUAUGAAGACCAAGGAUAGGUCAACCAACAAGCAGAACUACUCUCUGCCAUCCGAUCUCUGCCGCCGCUUCUCCCUCAUCGAGAUCAAAGCCGCCACCCAAAACUUUGACGAAGUCUUCAUCAUCGGCGUGGGAGGAUUCGGCCAUGUCUACAAGGGCUACAUCGAUGACAGUUUUACCCCCGUUGCCAUCAAGCGCCUCAAACCGGGUUCACAGCAAGGGGCACGUGAGUUUUUGAAUGAAAUCGACAUGCUUUCGCAACUCCGUCACCUCAAUCUCGUCUCUCUCAUCGGCUACUGCAACGAUAAUAAGGAAAUGAUCUUGGUCUAUGAUUUCGUGAGACGUGGCAAUCUACGUGACCAUCUCUACAACACCGAUAAGCCCCCUCUCUCGUGGAAGCAACGGUUGCAGAUUUGCAUUGGGGCAGCGCUUGGGCUGGAUUAUCUUCACACAGGCGCGAAACACAUGAUCAUCCACCGUGAUGUAAAAACCACCAAUAUCUUAUUGGAUGAUAAAUGGGUGGUCAAGGUUUCAGACUUUGGGCUUUCCAGAAUUGGACCCACGGGCGUGGACAAGUCUCAUGUCAGCACUGUUGUGAGGGGAAGCUUUGGGUAUUUAGACCCGGAAUAUUACAAACGCUACCGUUUGACAGAGAAGUCUGAUGUGUACUCUUUUGGUGUAGUGUUGUUUGAGAUACUGUGCGCUCGGCCACCUCUAAUCCAUAGUGCACAGAUAGAACAGGUGUCACUUGCUAAUUGGGUGAGGUGCUGUAACCAAAGUGGGACUAUGUCUCGGAUUGUGGACCCCACAUUGAAGGGGAAGAUCGCGCCUGAGUGCUUUAAGAAGUUUUGUGAGACUGGAAUGAGUUGUUUGUUAGAGGAUGGGAGGCAGAGGCCAUCGAUGAACGACGUCGUUUGGAUGCUGGAGUUUGCACUCCAGCUACAAGAGAGUGCAGAGCAACGCGAAAAUGAUGGUAUUGUUAUUACUGAAGAAGUUAAUGAGAAAAGAGAGGAAAUUAGUGAUGAUACGUUUAAUAUUAACAAGAGUAGUAGUGCAGUGAGUGUGAAUGUGAGUACAAGUAGUUCCAGCGAAGAGCAUAGCUAUGCAGGGAUUGAUAUACUUGCUUGGUUGAGGGGCAUGGGCAAAAACAAAUUGUAACAAAUAACAAAUUGUAAAUAAUAGUCCGUAGAUUUCUUUUUAUAAUUGAUAACUUAUGAUGACAGCAGGUAAGCUAUUAAUCUCAAAUAAUUAAAUCUUUUCAGUUUUCCCUCUCUUAAAAGAAACUUGUAAUUUGAUUUAAAAACACAUGCUGCAACUCAAUCAAGUUUUCCUAUUUUUCUUUGGUGGUAGUAUAUACCUUUGAAUGAGCA
Messenger RNA from Glycine soja, 4217 nucleotides. RefSeq names its product receptor-like protein kinase FERONIA. The record is from RefSeq and is a predicted model, not a curated record. Gene Ontology annotation, biological process: protein phosphorylation. NCBI's taxonomy places the organism in Eukaryota, Viridiplantae, Streptophyta, Magnoliopsida, Fabales, Fabaceae. Bases 445 to 4005 code for a protein of 1186 amino acids. The transcript has 6 exons. Gene Ontology annotation, molecular function: protein kinase activity; ATP binding.